AUGACAGAACAACAUCGAUUUGGAAACAACAUAAACCCGAUAACUUGCCAUGCCUGGAAUAAGGACAAAACUCAAAUCGCAUUUUCACCGAACAACCACGAGGUGCACAUUUACAAACGCCUCGGAAACGAAUGGAAGUUACUGGACACCCUAAACCAACACGAUUUGCGCGUAAUGGGCAUCGAUUGGGCCCCGAACACCAAUCGAAUCGUAACAUGCGCAGCCGAUCGUAACGCCUACGUUUGGUCCCAGGACAAAGACGGCAAGUGGAAGCCCACGUUGGUCCUGUUGAGGAUCAACAGGGCAGCGACCUGCGUGAAAUGGUCUCCGGACGAGAACAAAUUCGCGGUGGGCUCGGGCGCCCGCCUCAUCUCCGUUUGUUACUUUGAAUCGGAGAACGAUUGGUGGGUUUCUAAGCACAUUAAAAAGCCUAUCAGAUCGACUGUUACUUGUCUGGAUUGGCAUCCCAACAACAUAUUACUAGCAGCGGGAUCGACAGAUUUCAAAGUUAGAAUAUUUUCGGCCUAUAUUAAAGACAUUGAAAACGCGCCGGAGGCUACCCAAUGGGGUUCAAAAAUGCCUUUGGGACAACUAAUGGGGGAAUUUGUCAAUUCCAGUGCUGGAGGUGGUUGGGUACACAAUGUCAGUUUCUCACCCGAUGGAAAUAAACUUUGUUGGGUGUCUCACGAUUCGUCCGUAAACGUAGCGGAUGCCACCAAAGGAAAUGCUGUUUACAAACUUAACAGCGAGUUUCUGCCAUUUUUAAGUUGUACGUGGAUAUCUAACAAAUCCAUCGUAGUAGCUGGUCACAGUUGCAUUCCGAUCCUCUACGGUUACAACAACAGUCAAUUGAAUUUUAUUGCCAAAUUGGAUGCGUCUCAGAAGAAGGAAAGCGGCGGUUUGUCCGCCAUGAGAAUGUUCCAUUCUCUGGAUAAACAGGCGAGGACCGAAAAUUCGGACACAAAUUUAGAUUCGAUUCAUCAGAAUGCCAUCACUUGCGUUUGUAUUUAUAUCGGGAAUAAGCAAAAAGCGGCGAAAAUAUCGACUUCUGGAGCCGACGGUCAGUUGGUUAUAUGGGAUUUGAAUUCUUUGGAAAAGUCGAUCCAGAAUUUGAGAAUUGAAUAG
This is a messenger RNA of Phyllotreta striolata, 1125 nucleotides long. The record is from the annotation of a GenBank genome assembly. NCBI's taxonomy places the organism in Eukaryota, Metazoa, Arthropoda, Insecta, Coleoptera, Chrysomelidae.